This is a messenger RNA of Rhincodon typus (whale shark), 1144 nucleotides long. Its product is annotated as RDS/peripherin-like protein xRDS35. The record is from RefSeq and is a predicted model, not a curated record. Bases 1 to 1041 code for a protein of 346 amino acids. Gene Ontology annotation, cellular component: membrane. Gene Ontology annotation, biological process: visual perception. The transcript is spliced from 3 exons. Lineage: Eukaryota; Metazoa; Chordata; Chondrichthyes; Orectolobiformes; Rhincodontidae.
AUGGUCCUGCUCAAAGUGAAAUUCACCUUUCAAAAACGCAUGCACUUGGCACAAACUCUAUGGGUGCUCUGCUGGCUUUCGGUCCUGACUGGAAUCCUGACUUUCGCUUUGGGAAUCUACCUCAAAUGUGAGCUGAAGAGACGGAAUGAGGUGAUGGACAAUACUGACAUCCACCUUGUCCCCAACACUCUGAUUGCUGUGGGCCUCCUGUCUGUGCUCCUCAACUUCACCGGGGUGAAGAUCUGCAGUGACUCACUGGACCUGGCCAAGUUUCCCCGAUGGAAGGGUUACAUAGAGCCCUACCUCGUCUUCUCGGUCCUCUUCACCUUCCUCAUGCUGUUUGCUUCGCUCCUGAGCUACUUCAUGAGAGGAAACCUGGACACAUCGCUGAAGAUUGGCCUGAGAAACGGAAUUCGUUUCUACAAGGACACAGACACCCCAGGAAGGUGCUAUCAGAAGAGGACCAUAGACCACAUCCAGAUGGAGUUCCAGUGCUGUGGUAACAACAACUACAAGGACUGGUUUGAGGUGCAGUGGAUCAGUAACCGAUUCCUAGACUUUAACAACAAAGACAUAAGGGAUCGCAUUAAGAGCAACGUGGAUGGCAGGUACCUGAUCGAUGGCGUCCCCUUCAGUUGCUGCAACCCAAACUCUCCCCGGCCCUGUAUUCAGCGUCAGAUCACCAAUAACUCUGCACAUUUCAACUACGAAUUUCAGACAGAGGAACUGAACUUGUGGAUGACAGGAUGUCGAGAGGCUCUGCUCAGUUACUACACAGGGAUGAUGGCGACCAUUGGGACCAGCGUGCUGCUCUGCUAUGUCACACAGCUCGGUGUGUUGACUGGACUGCGUUACCUCAGUAUCGCAACAGAGGCUGUCGUUGGCCAGGAGAACCCUGAGUGUGACUCUGAGGGCUACUUGCUGGACAAAGGGCUGAUGGAGAUUAUGCGUGCUACUACCAAAGGACUCAAGGCCAAGUUCAGCUUUAACCAAGUGCAGACAAAACCAGCAGCAACAGAGAGCAACAAAACUGAAAAAUAGACAUUUCCUCACCCGGAGAGCUACACGCUGGAUAAUGGCAUUUACCCAGGCAACUAUUGGCCAUAGCUGACCUUUAACACUGAAUGCCCUUCUGUUUGAAUCU